Messenger RNA from Schistosoma haematobium, 5598 nucleotides. Its product is annotated as mitochondrial processing peptidase beta subunit. Gene Ontology annotation, cellular component: mitochondrion. The transcript is spliced from 10 exons. NCBI's taxonomy places the organism in Eukaryota, Metazoa, Platyhelminthes, Trematoda, Strigeidida, Schistosomatidae. Gene Ontology annotation, molecular function: metalloendopeptidase activity; metal ion binding. The record is from RefSeq and is a predicted model, not a curated record. Bases 622 to 2046 code for a protein of 474 amino acids.
AAACACGAAAAUAUAUCACAAUAUAUGAUGGUUGAAAUAUAGCAAUAAAAUACAGAAUUCCAAAAUAGAAGAGACGCACAGUUUACGACUUGGUGAACCAGAUCACGUUGGGCUCACCAGUGAAGACGUCACAGGUAUUCGGAGUCUGGCAAUGAUUUAACCAGUAACACCUAGUAUGAAUCGUAUCUACCAAGUAGAAUCAAAAGACAGAAGCGAGGAGGUUAGAAGACAUAUUUGAUAUGCUAUCAAUAUAUCGAGAAUCCACUGAUCUAAUCUGCUAGCCAGAUUGAAGGGGUUGUUGGGCACGGCGUUCCCACUCGUGAUCUGGUGCGGAUGCAUGAACGAGCGCCUUCAGGUAGGCGAGUCCAUUAGAACUAAUGUGGUCAGCAUCCAAUGUCGAAGAUUUACAGAGCUAUUGAUUAGGGGUUUAUUUACCGCUACACUAUUGUAGUUAUUCGACAAGGCUUAUGGGACGAUGUUGAAAAUUUGGCGCCUAUCUACAAUAUCUGGACAUAAGGGAGAAAAAAUCAACUGGUCCAAAUCGGCUCUUUACGAAUAUAUUGAAUAUUGUGGUGUUUCCGAAGUGUAACAUUACAAAUUUAUUCGUUACCUGUUUUUGGUAUGGCACUUCGACUUGCUUCACGUAGACUGAGUCCAAUAAUCUCCUCAAUACGUCAUAGGAAAAUCGGGUCAGCCACUAAAUAUGUCCCUUUGUUUGAAACGGUUCAUAUGCCGGAGACUAAGGUGACUACUUUGGGAAGUAACGGUUUUCGGAUAGCUUCUGAGAACUGGAAUACUCCUACAUGCACGGUUGGCGUUUGGGUGGACGUUGGUAGUCGAUAUGAGACAGAAUCUAAUAAUGGUGUGGCUCAUUUCCUUGAGCACAUGGCUUUUAAGGGGACUGAAAAGAGGAGUCAACAGUCUUUAGAACUUGAAGUGGAAAACAAAGGUGCGCAUUUAAAUGCAUACACAUCUCGUGAGAUGACGGUGUAUUAUGCGAAAUGUUUUGUUGAGGAUCUACCUUGGGCGGUUGAAUUAUUAUCGGAUAUAUUAAAGAACAGCAAGUUUGAGAAUAGUCAGGUCGAACGUGAAAGAGGGGUCAUUUUACGGGAAAUGGAGGAAAUUGAGAGUAAUUACCAGGAGGUCGUCUUUGAUUACCUGCAUGCAACUGCUUAUCAAGGGACACCUCUUGGGAGAACGAUUCUUGGACCUGUAGAAAAUGUCAAAUCUUUGAGAGCCAGUGAUAUGAAGAAUUUUAUCAAACAGAACUAUAAAGCACCACGAAUGGUGCUCAGCGCUGCAGGAGGAGUCGAGCAUAAGCAACUAUGCGACCUCGCGGAGAAACAUUUUGGCGAUCUCCAGGCAUCUUAUCAGGAAGGCGAAGGGGUACCAAGCAUACAACGCUGUCGUUUUACAGGCUCUGAGAUUCGUGACAGAGACGAUGCUAUGCCAGUAGCUCAUGCUGCGAUAGCGUUCGAGGGUCCCGGUUGGCAAAGUUCAGACACAUUAGCACUGAUGGUUGCAAGCAGUCUGCAUGGUGCUUGGGAUAGAAGUUAUGGGGGAGGAUUUAAUGUUGCCAGCAAGCUGGCCUCCAAGUUUUUUAUGGAAAAUUCGGUACACAGUUUCCAGCAUUUCUUUACUUGCUACCAUGAUACUUCUUUAUGGGGAGUUUACUUAACAGCAGAAAAGAUGGGUUUGGGUGAAUCUGUUGGAGAAUUCCUUAAAGAAUUUGUCCGUAUGUGUACUCAGGUUACUCAGCAUGAAAUCGACAGAGCGAAGAACCAAUUGAAAACACAUCUCCUUUUGCAGUUAGAUGGCACUACACCUAUUUGUGAAGAAAUUGGUCGGCACAUGUUGGUGUAUGGUCGUCGUAUACCUAUAACUGAAUUGCUAGCCAGAAUUGACGCGCUCAAUGCUGAACAUGUUAGGGAAACAUGCAUGAAGUACUUCUUUGAUAAAUGCCCUGCUGUCGCGUCCAUCGGUCCAGUGGAAACCAUGCUUGACUACAAUCGUAUUCGGGAUAAAACUUGGUGGCUUCUUCUAUAAAGAAAUUGUUGAUGUUUAAAAUAUCAAGUUUUAUUAAUGUCACUGCUUACAGCCUAAUACUUACAUAGUUCUGUGAUUUCUAUUGUACGGUAUUAUCUUGUGUUUAUGUAGCAAUAUUCGUUUUUUCCUAGAGCGGAUUAUUUCGAGGCUUAGUUAUACUGAUAUAUUUAAACUGUGUUUUGUGUGUAUAUCUGUCCCCAAAAAUCAGUCGUACUGUGAUACCACGAAAUGACUAAUAAACGUUGGAAAUUUUAAUCUAGUACUUCAGGUGCUAAACUCCUGGUGGAGUAAUAAAAGUUGGCACAGUGGAAAGCAUGUAGAAUUAUUUACUUAGUUAUAAAAUACAUAGUUUCCGAGAGUACAGUCGAACAGUAAAUAUGUAGUCAUAACGUUUAGCAUAAUACUGAUACUACUAAGAGUAGAUUCUGAAGUCAAAGGUUCAGUGAACAGAGACAAUAUUAGGUAUAUUUUUAUUUACUGCACUAAUGUUGGAUUCGGGUUUUUGUUAUUUCAGAAACCCGUACAUUUUCAGAUCUAUAAAAUUCCAAAUGUUAAAGUCGAACAAUCUAAAGUAUGUGGUUUUAAUGCAGUUGAAUAAAGAAUUAGGUUAAAUACUACAGAACAGCUAAAAUGAACAACUGUGUUUGUUAACUCUAGGUAGUCGAACGUUUCUAACUGAAGUUCAUUUGCAAACUUAAUAAGUUUAAGUAAUUAUAGACCAUUUAAAAAUAAGCAAUUAUGAGCUCUAAAAGUUACUUUCUUAACCGUCAUCACUGUUUUUGUGCUCACAGUAUAACAGUCAAUUAUAUUUCCUUCUAUCCCCUCACUGUUUAAAAGAACAACUUCCUCUCCGAAUUCAGGAUGUAGGAUGUUUCUGACAGAGAUUGUAAGAACGCAGUCUUUUUGGGGCAUUAACUAUAGGUAAAAGAGGCAUCGGUUUCAUCUAAAAGGAAGUCUUCAUUAUUGCCACUUCUCGUGACGUAUACCCGCUCACAUUUUUCUGUGUCAAGCAUGAUCAUGUGAUUAAAUACCCAUCAACAAAAACCCCACUGUAGAAAUUACGAAAUCUGACAGUUAUAAUUAUUAAGAUAAAAACAAUAGCUGUAUCUAACAUCAAGUGCCUUAUUUCACAAUAUGGUUAUAAAGGUGUCGCUGUGGUCAUCAUAUUUUCCCAAAACUGUUGCGAAAAGAUACAUCAGAUUCAAGUUAAUUGUCAAAAUAUUUUUAUUCUGCAGUUACAGAACUUGGGAGUUCCUCAGAAGAAAUUAGGUAAAACUCUAACGUUACCUGGUAAAUUUCGGCAACAAGCAGUGUUUCAAAUAAAUGUACGAACAGUUGCUCGAUAGUCUAUUCAGUGAGAGGUCAACCGGUUUGCGUUUAAUGACCCAUUCAUACCCCUCUAAGAUGUUAGGUUGAAGCAGUAAGGGGAUAUUUAGCAGUCGUCUUCGACGGGCAGUCAUUGUAAUGUAAAUCCAACUAUGUAUACCUUUUUGUAACUCCUGUGUGAAGUACUUCAUUUUCUCAUCGGCAAUAGUUGUUCCAUAGGAAAUUGCUAACGAUGGUGCAAUGAUAUAGUCGGUAACGACACAUGAUGAGUAUCCUCAGGCUAAAGUUGAGGUUGGACGACUAUUUCAGUACUUUUAGUGAGCAGCUGUUAUGUGUUUAAAUGAAGGGAUUAUUUAUGUACAUUUUAGUAGUGAUCACUUCAGAGACAGGGUCAUUUGACAAAGUAAUAUUGAAUUCGGCAUACACUUAUGGCGUGUUGACUUGGUUACAGAUAAUACUAACUAGUUAAUAAUAACGUUACUAUAUUUCAUCAAUCGGGAAACAAAUGAGUACAACAGUUGUUCUAUUGAAUGAAUGCUAGUCACUGUUGUUUUUCGUACAUAACGAAUCGGGAUUUUAGGUGUUGUGACAUUUUUUCAAAUACGAUCAAUGGUUUACAAUAUAUCACUUCAUAUUUUAAAUCGUAAAACAAACGGCGUGGAGUUGAGCAACGAGAUUACAUAAUUUAUAUAAAGUAUUUGAUUUGUCACAUCCCAGUUUAUGAAUGUAACACAAUUUGUUUUUAAAUCAUACCAAUAGUAUGUCAUACCACUUGCUAAAACUUUCUUCUUUAACUAGUAAUCGAUUCACCGUGCUAUUUGGAAACUGAUACAACAGUAAGCUUGAAUAGCAAAAAUGAUUCGGCAAUUUACUCAAAAAAUUUUCAAUAAUUUUGUUCUCAUUUUAAUUCGACUACAGUAUUGUUUUUUAUGCUUAUUGAAGCACUGAUAUCUUGUUUGUUUAUUGAGUAAACGGUCUGAUAUUUACAAAUCGAAUUCUAUGGUCGCUUGUAAGUUAGUUUGGGAGUUAGUUUACUGUCUAUCUACCGUUUCUCCAUAAUACUUAUUGUAAAUUUCUAAUGGAAAUCUACAGAUUGUGAGAUGACUGUAAGAAUAUAUGUAUACUAAUCAAGUUGAAAGACGGUGACCAUGUAAUAAGUUAACUGAAUUUGAUAAGUGACAGGUUACAGUGUCUAACCCAAAAGUUAAUGUGGUUAUCACAAGAGAGAAGUUUUGUAUUCUAUCCCAACAAAGGAUCUGUAGUAAGGACUUUUAUAGAGUUCCAAAUCAAGUCAAAAUAACUUGAGAGUAUCAUCAGGUUUGUUAAAGGAAUAUUAUCAGAUGUAAAAUAUGGAACACGGAAACAAAACAUCUGAUGACUUGUUUACGAAAAAAGAAUGGGUGUUACUUUUAAUUGGAGGUAAAGUGUUUCGAUAAAUUCACUAAAAGUUUAAGCACCUCAGAACAGGUUAAAAAAUAAACUCACAUAUGUAAUGAUUCACAUUAAUAAUGGCAAGAAUGCUUGCUUCAAAAAUCAUAUUAGCAUAAUGGGAUUCAUUAGCUAGGUAAAGGUUUAUGUACUUUGUCCUCAGCCACGCUUUACGUGAGGGGCACUGGCAAUAUAUUACUACCCAAAGCGAGUAACAUGAAGUUCGUAUCUACUAACGAUUACUUGAAAUCUAGGUACUGUAAAGAACAAGCCGCUACCUUAUGGAAUAUAGAAGGUAGAGUUCUUCAUCUCUUUAGUUCUAUUCCCAACAGAAAUAUUAUUUUAGAAUUGGAAAGCUUAAAAACUUGAGGAUUGUUUGAAGUAGUAGAGCUAGUUGUAACCGAUCUUUUUAGCACUUUAUUUAUCGUCACACUAAGGAAGUUACUAUUUAUGCCGUCUAAGAUAAGUCACUUGCAAAUAGAAAGACACACUAAAAGUUAUUGAUAGUUAUCACUACUUUUGUUACGUGGUGAGGGAGAGUUUGUGUUUCUAUUUUUCCAAAAAUAUUUUCUGUACUAAGGCCGUUAAUACUUAUCGAAUAUAUGAUGGACUUCUCUAGAAAAAUUUAUGUAAUUGGAGAUACUUGAAAAGGUAGUAAGUGGUAUAUUAUUAUAAUUACAGCGAAUACGAUUACUGCACUAAAAGCCGAGAAAAUGAAAACAGCCUGUUUCCUCGUUUGUUUAGGACUGCAAUCGAUCAAUCUCUUAUUGGCAUAUAUGCAUCCUGUUUGGAUUACCU